UGUCCUUUUUCAGCCAUGGGUGGAGGAGAGUCAAAACCUGCUCCUGCUCCGGCUCCUGCUUCUGCUCCUCCUCCUGCUCGUGCUCCGGUUCCUCCUCCUAAAACUUUGAUUAAAGAGUGGAGGAAAAUACGAUGGAGCCAAAAAGAGGAGGACCUGCAGUUUGUGAAGGAUUAUCAGCCUCAUAACAAAGACGUCAAACAGCUCAGAGUUCUGCUUCAUGGAUCUACUGGUGCUGGAAAGUCCAGCUUCAUCAACUCUGUCGACACUGUUUUACGAGGAAGAAUCACUGGUCGAGCUUUGACAGAUACAAACUCCUCAAAAACGUUCGCCAUGAAACGCCGAACCUUUAAAAUUAACAAAGGAGGACCAGGGACAUUUUACCCUUUUGUCUUCACUGACAUCAUGGGCAUCGAGGGGUUAGAAAAACAAGGAAUUUGUGUGGAAGACAUCAAACUGGACAUGAAGGGACACAUAAAAGACGGUUACAAUUUCAAUCCGUGCUCUGAAAUAUCAGAGGAUGAUCCAAACUACAACAAGAGCCCCACCCUGGAGGACAAAGUUCAUGUUCUGGUUUGUGUCAUCGAUGCCAGCACAGCAAGUCUACUAAGUAAUGAAUCUAAGAAAAAGAUGAGGGAGGUCAGACUUGCAGCUAGAGACUUGGGGAUUCCUGAGCUGGCUGUUCUCACUAAAAUUGAUGAAGCUUGUCCAGCGGUCAGCUCCGAUGUAAAGAACGUGUGUAAGAGCAAGUACAUAAAGGAAAUGUUGGACAAAAUCAGUGUGGACCUGGGCCUUCAACCAAACUGCAUCUUUCCUGUGAAGAACUACGUCACAGAGAUGGAAACAAAUGAUGGGGUCGAUACACUGAUCCUGAGCGCAAUGAAACGGAUCAUUGACUUUGGAGAAGACUUUGUCAACGAGCUGCAGACCUAAAAUACUGCGGAGGCAAAUCUUGCUCCAUCUCAGCUUUAAAAAAAGGUCUUAUAUAAUUAUAUUAAAACAGACUUGUGUUUUUUUGUUUUUCAGUUGUGAUGUUUCUCUGCUCUAAAUGGUCUUGCCUCUACUAAUGGUUGAAUAAAGUAUGUUUGCCUGUAUCACCCUCACUACGCAUUAGAGUUUUGCAUCAUUAUUUUGAUACUUAUGCUUUGUUGAUUUAGGUGCUAAUGUCUCAUGUUCCAGUUCCCCAGUAAUCAUCGAUCUGGUAAAUAUAAGAUCAAAACAAAUAAUUAAGUCUAGAAGGGGCUAAAUUUGAUUGUGAAACUUUAGACUACUGGAUAUCCAUUGUUUUAUUUAAACGUUUGACCUUAGAUUGACUCAUUCGUGCUAGUACUGCUGUUUAGGUAAACCCACAAUGAGUAACAUGAAUAAUGACA
Molecule: messenger RNA, 1370 nt
Organism: Gasterosteus aculeatus aculeatus (three-spined stickleback)
Lineage: Eukaryota; Metazoa; Chordata; Actinopteri; Perciformes; Gasterosteidae
Source: RefSeq, a predicted model, not a curated record